This is a messenger RNA of Penicillium salamii, 1602 nucleotides long. NCBI's taxonomy places the organism in Eukaryota, Fungi, Ascomycota, Eurotiomycetes, Eurotiales, Aspergillaceae. The record is from the annotation of a GenBank genome assembly.
AUGCUCCCGUGUAAACAUGCAAUAUGUGACACUUGUGUCGUGAUCUUCGGAAAGCCAAGUCGUCUUGGGGAGUACCAUUUCGAGGUUGCUCAAUGUCCCAUCUGCGAAGAGAGGUCUGACGUCACCGUUCGCCAACUGCCUCCAACGAAGCCCCCUGUGAUUCUCACUUUAGAUGGUGGUGGAGUGCGCGGCCUGAUCCAACUGGGCCUUCUACGGGCUUUAGAAAGUCGCAUUGGCAUUCCGAUCGCAUCUUUGCCGGACCUGUGCAUUGGAACCAGUGUAGGCGCAUUGACGGCAAUUGACGUUUUUCUCAAUCAAUCUUCGGUCACGCAAUGUUUCGAUGCGUUCCUGUACCUGGCGCGAAACAUUUUUUGUCAUUCGUCCAAAACCCCAAUUCCUCGCUGUAUCCGGUGGUUUGCCUCGGCGUUCAACUUGACCACAGAUGGUUUUUAUAAUUCCGAAGGUCUGUCGAAGAUUUUGAAAGCAGCCGUUAACCCAUCUCGUCGUAUGUUCGAUGUCGCCACCGCUAAUCCUGCGGGAUGCCGGAUCGCCAUUGUAGCAAGCCGCACAUCUGAUGGUAAAGCCUGCGUGCUAGCUAAUUACCGAGGAACAAGUCCACGUUCCACCAAUACCGCCUACGAGUUUCUAACUCCACACAACGACCGACAAGACCCUUCCUUACUUGACGCCUACUUCCAACCAAAAGAGUUGCCAGGCCUUUCCCUGCAAGACGGUGGGGUCCGUGCGAACAACCCACUUGCCAUUGCUUUGCGAGAGUCGAGCAUCAUCUGGCCCAUGGCGAAACGACACGACCUUCUCCUCUCUGUCGGAACAGGCUUCUCCACAUCUCCCCCCGGUCGUCCAACGGGCAUACUAGGUCGAAUCUGGGAGGGGCCUCUUCCCCGACUGUUCCGGGCUAUGAUGUGCUCUCCAUCUAUGGAUGGAAAGCAAGGGUUUUUGGAAGCUCUGAAUUACCUACCCCAUCUGUCGACGCCUGAUAUUUUCCGACUAGACCAGGCAAUCGAUGGGACGCUCCCUGGAUUAGACGAUGUGUGCUCGCUGGAAGCGAUGUCGGAUAUGGAUUUUGCAGUUCCAGCCGAGCUUGUGAGGACCAUUCUCGCGUCGGCAAUGUUUUUCUUUGAGUUGGAUGAAACUCCCAUCCAGGGCAAGGCUUCAUUUCAUUGUCGGGGAUCUGUUCUUUGUUCAAGACCAAAUCCUGCCGAGAUCUUGCAGCGGGUGCUUGUCGAGUUCCCCGGCGCCAGAUUUAAGUCUGGUCAGGAUCUUGAUUUAGGAAGCAUAGAUCUAGUCGACAUUUGCCGGUUUUGUGGAUACUUCAGGAAGCGUGUUGAUUUUCGGGUCACCAGCCUUGACAAAAUGGUCACAAUUGAAAUUGCCAAUGAUACCUUUCGCGAAAGGAUUGGUGGUUUCCCCAAAUCGGCGCAGGAAUUCCUCGAUGAGCAAAAGGCUUACGCCCAGUUCGGUCGCGCAGAUCAUCAAGAUCAAGAAUGGCCGCCGCAGAGAUCUUGUUACUUCUAUCGCGGGUCAAAGCGACUAGUUCACUUCCUGGAGCCUGCUUUGGGGCAGAAAAGGCGGCGGUUAUGA